AUGGCUCCUGAUUCGAUCCCCAACGCCUCUGUCGCCGUGGCCUCGCCGAACUCCAAGGACUCUUCGAAGAAGAAGAAGAAGAGAGGUAACAGAUCGGUGAAGUUGAAGCAGUGCAAGCUUGAUGUUCGUAGGGAUCAGUGGCUUUAUCAAGUGAACAAUAAGGAUGGAUGCAAGGAGGAUCAUAAUAGUGGCUGUGUAUCGAAACCGGUGGUAAAGCCAACCGAAGAGGAUGUUUUUAGUGAUUCCAAUUCAUGGCUUUCGAAGAGCCCAAUCAGCCCAGUGAGCAGCUUAUUGGGAAUAAAUGAUUCGGGCGUUAAUAUUACUGCAAGUAGCAGAAGUAGUAUCGGUAGUUGCAGCAUGAAUGAAGAAGAAAAUGACUAUGAUGAUGAAAAUGAAGAUGAUGGUGAUUGUUUCGACGAUUGGGAGUCUAUGGCCGAUGCUUUAGCUGCCGAAGAAAACAAUCUGCAGAGAAAUAGGCCAAACGAGCCGUUAUAUUCGGAGAGUGUAUUGGCCCGAGAUGGAUUGAUGGAUGAGGGAUCGGACCCAAUAUCUUGCCCGAUUUGCGCUGAGGAUUUAGAUUCUACAGAUUCGAGAUUUUUCCCAUGCUUGUGUGGAUUUAGGCUGUGCCUUUUCUGUCACAAGAGGAUUCUUGAAGGAGACGGGCGUUGUCCGGGCUGUAGAAAGGAUUACGAUUGUGGCCCGGUUGAAGGAGAAGCUAUAGUGAAUGAAGGAAGCUGGACAUUCAAACUGGCCCGUUCUCGUUCGUGUAGCACGAUGAAAAGGUCUUAG
Molecule: messenger RNA, 789 nt
Organism: Striga hermonthica
Lineage: Eukaryota; Viridiplantae; Streptophyta; Magnoliopsida; Lamiales; Orobanchaceae
Source: the annotation of a GenBank genome assembly